Messenger RNA from Aspergillus pseudoviridinutans, 1416 nucleotides. RefSeq lists its product as uncharacterized. The coding region runs from base 1 to 1416 and encodes 471 amino acids. The transcript has 2 exons. The record is from RefSeq and is a predicted model, not a curated record. Lineage: Eukaryota; Fungi; Ascomycota; Eurotiomycetes; Eurotiales; Aspergillaceae.
AUGAAGUUGAUAAGCUCUCUGCCCUGCGAGAUCAUCGGCCUCAUUCUUGCAAGCUGUGAGCGCUUUGCUCAGCUACGCGACGCGAUCUUGACUUGUAAAUCAUUUUACUCAGCGUGGAAGUCCUAUACAGGGACGAUUCUAUGGCAUAUCGGCCAAACUGAGAUCUUGGGGUUCACGGACGCGUUGAUCGCGGUUAGAGCGACAGAGAUUGUAAAGCAAGCAGCUCUGAGGGGAGAUCUCCCUCCAACUCCAUUGCCACUGGGCAAGCUGGGUGGAGAUAUCCGCAGACCAACACUGGAUGAGAUGAAAGUUCUGUUCGAUUUCCGGCAUUUGGUCGAGUGUCUUGAACGGCUAUUCAAGGAGAACAGUCACCCAUACUGGUAUGAUGGCAUCGCAAGGCUCGAGCCAGAAGACAGGAUGCAAGCAUGGAUGGUGUGGAAGGAGCGGUUGCAUGUGGCGUUGUAUCGAGGCUUCCUUUCAGGCGCUGCGCUAUAUCGCGCGUUUCAGGAGCCUUUAACUAUGGCAAGCACUUGCGGUCUCCCACGUUUUCUGGACGGAUUUAGGAGAGUUAAAGGAGAUGGAGCUGGCACUCUCACAUCGGCUGAGAAGCGCUACCUGCUCCAAUAUCCCAUAUUCAAAUUUGAGGAGUUCCAGCAGCACGGGGAUAUAUUCCAGCCUCUGGCAGACAUCUUCGUACAAGAGAGCAAGAGAAAGGCCAAGGUGGUGAAUGCUUUAAAAGGUGCAACUCUCUAUGAGCGGUACGGGGCAGAGCAGUAUGACCCUGCUGUCCUCGAAAGAAGCCAUGCACAGGCACUCUUCCACCAGCUCCUGCAGUUUAUGUUCGUUGCGCACAGUGGAAUCCUCCAGGAGAUAAUCCGAAAUGAGGAUGGAUACCCAUAUAAGAGCAGGACUGGGCCCAUACCGAAAAAGAUGCCUGAACGUCACCGUACUGUGACUGUUAUCUUUUUCGACGUGCUUAGCCUCGAGGAGAUUAUCAUGCCAGAGAAUGUGGAAGAUGCAAUCGGGACCUUCGUACUUGCACGUCCCGGUCUCGGACGUCCUGUGGACAAGGGUUCUAACUUAUCCGGGGUUGAAUAUGUGUCCCGCAACAUUGAGAAAUUACUCUACGAGAUUCAAUGGUUCUCUGGCCAGCCAAAUUACUAUUGGCCUAGCUGCAGAACGCCUCCCCCAAAACUUCAGUUUGUGCGAUACAUGCUGUCUAAAUACUUCCGACUCCGGUUCAAAGCUAACACAUGGGAUUGGAAUGAACCGUCGAGUAAGGCCUGGUAUGUAUUUAUCAAUAGCGGUGAUGUCUUCUGUGAACGUAUUCUGGCGGACGAAUGUGAAGGCGCUUGUGCACUCUUUGAGUCGAUCAAUACUCCCCUUCCUGAGCCUUAUUUUGCUCCUAGGCCCUAG